AACGCUGCUUCUGGUAUCCAGUGGUAUUUAAGAACUGUUUAAGAUCUAGUUGAUUUUCUGACCAUUUUUAAGGAAAUCCGUUCACUUUUUCCUCUCUAAAAAAUAAAAUUGGCAAGCGAUGGCACGACUCGUUACAAAAUCGACCGAAUUGGUGAAACUUGGUGUUAAUCAUGCAAAGCCUGUGCUGCAAGUAUGGCUGCAAUAUGCCAAAGUAGAAUUGACGCCACCUAGUCUAAAGGAUAUCCCUGCAAUUCGUAGCGGAUUUUCAAAACUGAUUCACUCCGCACGAACUGGCCGCUAUCGCGAUGUUACUGUACGUGAAGGUAUCAUAAAUACCCUAGUGGCUGCUGAAAUAUAUUGUUGGUUCUUUGUUGGUGAAUGCAUCGGAAAGCGACAUAUUGUCGGAUACAAUGUUUAAAUAUGUUAUAUAUGUAUCUUAUAUAGAUAAUUCUGUAUAAAUAAAUUAUAGAUUUACCUGCUCGUAAAUAUAUGAAAGAUAUGAAUAUCAAA
Messenger RNA from Monomorium pharaonis (pharaoh ant), 510 nucleotides. RefSeq names its product ATP synthase subunit g, mitochondrial (gene ATPsynG). The transcript is spliced from 2 exons. The record is from RefSeq and is a predicted model, not a curated record. Gene Ontology annotation, biological process: proton motive force-driven ATP synthesis. Lineage: Eukaryota; Metazoa; Arthropoda; Insecta; Hymenoptera; Formicidae. The coding region runs from base 119 to 418 and encodes 99 amino acids. Gene Ontology annotation, molecular function: proton transmembrane transporter activity.